Molecule: messenger RNA, 375 nt
Organism: Penicillium waksmanii
Lineage: Eukaryota; Fungi; Ascomycota; Eurotiomycetes; Eurotiales; Aspergillaceae
Exons: 2
Coding region: 1-375 (124 amino acids)
Source: RefSeq, a predicted model, not a curated record
AUGUUCCAUCGUCGUCGCCCAGCUACAACUACCACUCGUUCCUCCAAGCCUAGUCUCCUGACUCGUCUCCGCGGCCCUAAUGCGAAAAGCAAGACUGUGAAGACAAAGACUACAACAACUCGCCAUGGUCCUUCCACGCAUCACGGUCCUUCCGCGCAUCACGGUCCUUCCGCGCAUAACACAACCAGUCGUCGCUGGGGUGCUUCCAGGCCUCAGCAUCAUCAUCGCCGGAAGGUGACAUUCGGCGACAAAGUUUCCGGUGCGAUGUUGAAAUUGAAGGGUAGCUUGACCCAUCGCCCUGGCGUGAAGGCUGCUGGCACUCGACGUAUGCAUGGUACUGAUGGUCGCGGAAGUCAUCACCAUCAUGUCUAUUAA